GCGCGGCCAGAGUGCGGAAGGCAUUUGUAUGGGAACGCUUGUGAGAGUGCAAUAUACAUGUAGUUGAAUUGAUUCUCGACUUUUAGCGUUUUUGUUAAGUCAUGAAUGUCUCCCUGUUCGUUUUUAAAACAUACUUAGUGUGCUUGAGUCUAUGGCCGCGUUCUACAUCUUCUGAGGGCAGAACUUUGAGCUCUUCACGUUGCCCUAAACAUCAAGGGACCGAUCCAAGUGAUGUGAACGGAAGAUUGAAGAAAUUUGCCCACGAAGACAUGUAUACCACACAAGAUCAGGAUUACAAAUAUAUCAUUAAUAUCUGUCAGAAAAACAGUGGAGACUCCAGAGCAGUUCAGCAACAGGGUUUUAAGUGGCCAGAUAGGAGUAAAUGGACUACAGUUGGACAAUAUGAUGGAGCUCAUGUUACUGGAGGAACUAACUGGCUGAUGAUAAGAUAUUUUCAUGGAGACAAGUACAUUCAUCACUGCUCUGGAGUAGAAAGAAUGGCUACUGUAUUGAUAACUUGUGAUCCUGGUGAACAAAGGGGUACAGUAAAAAUUGUUGAGGAAUACAGAAAUAGAUCCUCGUCAUACCACCCACUUGAGUGUUACUAUCUGUUUGUACUUAAUCAUGAUGCUGCAUGUUCAGUGGAGCCAAAGCAUCUGAGCCCAAGCAGCCCAAGCAGUAUUUGUCUGAUAAUACUGAUUGUCAUGGGUUCAGUUUAUUUCAUGCUUGGCUUCUUGUACCAAAGAUACGUUGUUGGUGCUAAAGGAUUGGAGCAAAUCCCUAACUGUUGUUACUGGACAAACUUUGGAAGUCUGCAAGCUGACGGAUGCAACUGCGUGUGUCCAUGUUCCGAGUCCCAUCCAACGACAAACAAGGCAUGGACGAUACAUCAGUAAAUGAUGACCAAGAUGACAAAUCGCUGCCAAUAUUAAUUGGCGAAACCAACAGACCAGGGAAGAAUUAUUGGAAAGGACUGUUAGAAACUCUAAAUUCUUACACUGGACAUCUGUACAUUUAGUCCCAUUACUAGUUACUAGGUUAGAGUGUUCUUAAAUUUAAAUUAGAUUUUGUUAUUGUAAAUAUAGAUAUUUGUUAAAUGUGGCAUAAAACAGUUUCCAUCACUUACAUUUUGAUGGGUUGUUUAUAACCACUCCUUAUCACUUGAUGCUACAAUCAUGGUAUCAAAAAAUUGCCCAAUCAUUAGUGAGCAUGUUGUUAUCAUUUUCGUGAUGCAAUAGGUUACCAUAGCAACAGUAUGACCCACUAAAACACCCUUAAUUACAGCUUUAUGGGCUUAUAAUUCAAAAACGGCACAAUGAAAUUUUUUUAUAUUAUCAAAUUUUAAUAAGCAUGAUAAGACGCAACUAUUGGCAAAGUGAAAAAAAUUUUGUACGGAAGGGUUCAGAGCCACUUCAAAACGUUAAGGUGACUCUCUUAAAGGUUUUUUGUCAGUGAUUUUUCAAACUAAAAAUGCAUAUUUUAUACAUGUAUUGAAUUUACACUGCCCUUGUAAACUGCAGUCAUCACUCCUGGGCUUCAAGGGCAGUUGUUUGGUAGAAUAAGGUUUGUUUUUCUCUGAGUUGUAUUGUUUUAUAAAUAAGUCAAUAAAAGAGAACACUCAGAUAUAUUAA
This is a messenger RNA of Orbicella faveolata, 1631 nucleotides long. Its product is annotated as cation-dependent mannose-6-phosphate receptor-like. Gene Ontology annotation, cellular component: trans-Golgi network. The record is from RefSeq and is a predicted model, not a curated record. Gene Ontology annotation, biological process: protein targeting to lysosome. Lineage: Eukaryota; Metazoa; Cnidaria; Anthozoa; Scleractinia; Merulinidae.